This is a messenger RNA of Xiphophorus couchianus (Monterrey platyfish), 1484 nucleotides long. RefSeq lists its product as uncharacterized. Lineage: Eukaryota; Metazoa; Chordata; Actinopteri; Cyprinodontiformes; Poeciliidae. The transcript has 3 exons. The record is from RefSeq and is a predicted model, not a curated record. The coding region runs from base 101 to 793 and encodes 230 amino acids.
ACGUCAUCACGUAUGACAUGCGCAGUGACCUGCGCGGAAAGAAACGAAUGUUGUUGCUCCUCCGUCUCCUACUUUUUGACUGUUUAAUCGAGUUUUAAAGAUGACGAAGACAGGAAAACCGGACUCUUACUGGGCUGGUGUUAUGCAGCUGUAUGCUCAGGGCAAGUUCCGAUUUACCACCGGGAAGAGACCUGGAGCCAGAAGAUGGAAAUCUGUCAUCCAGCGGAUAGACACAUGCCCACUGACUCCUGCCUUCAACCAAAAAGUCAGGACAAUCGACAUAUUUGGGAAAAAAAUUCCCUGCAACUGUGGUUAUCAUACGAGCAAUGUUGUGAACAUUGUGGGAAAAAGGUCAUGGGUGCAGUUGGUUUGCUUCAUCAUAUUGAAGAAGGUCAUGAGCCACCAGGCAAAACAUCACCAUCUAUGCCAGACCAACAUCAAGUAUUUAAACUACAUGGGAUACCAGCAACUUCACCCCAUAAACCAGCAGCAUCUCCCCAGAAACCAGCAAUACUUCCCCAGAAACCAGCAGCAUCUCCCCAGAAACCAGCAACACCUCCCCAGAAACCAGCAAUACUUCCCCAGAAACCAGCAGCAUCUCCCCAGAAACCAGCAACACCUCCCCAGAAACCAGCAAUACUUCCCCAGAAACCAGCAGCAUCUCCCCAGAAACCAGCAACACCUCCCCAGAAACCAGCACUUGAGCCACAACAGUGCCUUGCAACAGUGCAACACCCCCAGCCAACUCCUUCAGUUGCUUCAUCUAUUCCCCACCUUAGGCCUCCGGAGGUGAAUUGGGUCAGCUUUCUUCCCAAGCAGUUUUUGCGGGUCAUCAAGCCAGCAGACCAGCAAUGGAUUGCACAGUGCCUUUAUAAUUCUACUGGACAGUUUAAACAACACUUCUCACAAAACUGGUUUCAUCCACCCUCUCUACCAAAGAUAAUGAAUGCACCUCCAGAUCCCCUGGUCUACUUCAGGCAGAGGAUGUUUUUAUGGGCACCUAUGCGGAUGUGGGGUAUUUCUCUUAAGUGUCAUCAAUGCAACACCAAGAUGCAUCACUCUGGGAUCUACACAAAGGUCAGAGAAGUUAUAGAUCUUGAUUCAAGAUAUUAUUUGAUUGGGGGAGAUUAUCCACGGUGCAGUAAAUGCAUGAUUCCUGUUUGUCCAUGGAGCACAGAGGUGCUAAAUCAGUUAGAUCCUGCCCAUAGAAACAGGUUUCCAGCCAUUCUCACCACACAACUGGCUCUGGACAAAAGGUGUGUGACUUUGCUGAAACCACGCACUGUUGGAAAUAGCUCCAGUUACGUGCAGCAAGCAUUAGAAGAACUGCACAGUGAGGAGUGGGCAAAACGCACCAUCGAUUAUCUGACUGACUGUGAGCUUCACAAGAAGAAGAGCGCGUUAAGUAGGAUCCAUGAAGUGGUCUAUCAGAAUCCACCAGAGUUUAGCCCCCUUCCUCUUGCACAGUGGUUUGAGACUGUGCA